This is a messenger RNA of Mastomys coucha (southern multimammate mouse), 1670 nucleotides long. It is a transcript of the gene Mia, whose product is annotated as MIA SH3 domain containing. Gene Ontology annotation, biological process: extracellular matrix organization. Gene Ontology annotation, molecular function: protein binding. The transcript has 3 exons. NCBI's taxonomy places the organism in Eukaryota, Metazoa, Chordata, Mammalia, Rodentia, Muridae. The record is from RefSeq and is a predicted model, not a curated record. The coding region runs from base 658 to 1059 and encodes 133 amino acids.
CCAGCACAAUAAUAUAAAACAAAACAAAACCAAAAAAAUCCCACCAAUAACAACACUUGAUAGAUACGUUUGUUUGCAUUCAUUGCUUUCUUUAUAGACAAGGGGGUUGAAUCUCAGAAGCUAGCAUAGUUUAGCUUCUAGUGAGGAAGUAGCUGUGAAUAUGCACAGUGAGCCAGGUGGGACAGUGCCUAGCCUGAGGCUAGACACUGGGUGUUCGUUCAGUACCUGGGAAUGCUGGCUGUGGCUGCUAAUCAAAGAACUGCCUUGUUCUCAGACCUCAGCACAGGAAAUUCCAGGGUUGUUUUCUAUAACGGCUUCUCUAGCUCAGUCUCUGGAGGGUCUAGGUACCUAAAAUGACUUGAAGAUGGAAUCAGAUAGUCCAGCCUGCCUCUCUGGGUCUCUGGUUAUCCAAGGGGUGGCUGCUACUUGGAGUCUCCUGGAUUGCUUUGGGCUCAAGUGGGCAUUUUCUUUGGCCCAUAGCCCGUACCCUCUCUCUAAAAUGGUACUGGCUGGAGAACAACCUUGGGGAGUGGGUGGGGGUGAAAUUUGGUUUGGGGCGGAGACAGGAUCGAGAACACAGGUUUCCUUGAUAUUCAGCCUGGAGGGAGGGCAAAAGGAGCCCAGAGACCCUGUUCUUCACUUGGUCAUCCUCAGUCCAUGAUGGUUUGGUCCCCAGUGCUCCUUGGCAUCGUCGUCUUGUCUGUUUUUUCAGGGCCUAGCAGGGCUGAUCGAGCCAUGCCCAAGCUGGCUGACCGGAAGCUGUGUGCGGAUGAGGAAUGCAGCCAUCCUAUCUCCAUGGCUGUGGCCCUUCAGGACUACGUGGCCCCUGAUUGCCGCUUCUUGAAUAUAUACAGGGGUCAAGUGGUGUAUGUCUUCUCCAAGUUGAAGGGCCGUGGGCGGCUUUUCUGGGGAGGCAGUGUUCAGGGAGAUUACUAUGGAGAUCUGGCAGCCCGCCUGGGCUAUUUCCCCAGUAGCAUUGUCCGGGAGGACCUGACUCUGAAACCUGGCAAAAUUGAUGUGAAGACAGAUGUGAGUGCUUUGGGGUGGAGAUGGAAGUAGGAGAUGGUUCCUUUAUUUUCUUACCUGUUUAUGAGAAUUAUUUUUCUUGUUGGCAUGUACCCAGGCUGUCCUCAACCACUAGCCUCCAGUUUCAGCCUCCUGAAGGCUGCUGAGUUUAUAGGCCCUGCCCAAUGCUGAGUGAUUUCUAAUUGGGAAAUGGCAGAGGGUACAGGACUCGAAGCUAAUGUCUUCAUUUCUGGGUGGUCAAACCUAGUCCUUGCAGGUAUAACUUUGUUAGAACCACUAGAUGCAUUGCAGUGUGAUCACUGGUUGGUUUUCUAUCUACUCUUUUUCAGCAAUGGGAUUUCUACUGCCAGUGAGCUCAGCCUACCGUUAUCCCUGCAGUUACCCUUCCGGCUCUAUGCAAAUACAGCAGCCAACUGCAAACUGUUUGUCUCUUUGGUUUUUGGGCUUGGGUGGGUAUGUACAAAGAAUGGGUCACAGGUUUCUUAAUAUAGCCAAUUAAUGCUCUGAAUGUUGUAACGUCAGUGGUUACUAGGCAGAAUUUCACUUUGCAAGCCCUUUGCUCCAAGGUAAGGUUUGGGACCCCCAAGCAAGGGAAUAAACAGUACAAUAUAUGUACACUUUCCUCCCUCUAGAAGGGAAGUGAA